AUGGACGUUGCUGAUUUGCAAAAGGCCGCUGCAAGCCUUAAGGAGAUCAACCGCCAUGCAGAGGAACCAUUGUGUGAUGGAUCACUUUGGGGUUGCAUCAAUCCCAAAAUUUGUACGGAUGCUGCCCCAUGUGCAGUGAAGCCUGAGGCUGACCUGGCAAAGGGCUAUGCCGCAGACGUGGAUGCCUUGUCACAAAAGAUUGAGUCCUACAAAAAAAGCCAGGCCAUCGUGGAGUUGAGUACCAUCUCAUACGAGCUGAAAGACAUGGAGCAGUAUGACAAAGUCUUGGUUGAAAACAAAGGCGGCCCGCACCUCAAAAACAAGAUGGCUGAGUUGGCGGACAAAGUGGACAAGUCCCUGGAAACCCUUGCUGCUGCAAUGCCAAAGGAGAGUUCCUGCUCCAUGGUGGAGCUUCUGAAAGGCUUGAAUGAGGCAAAGUCCAAGGGAACAGGUGCCAUGGCUUCAUCUGAUGAUUCCAAAGCUUUUCUGAAAAAGGUCUUUCCAGAAAUCACAGAAGAUCAGCUGAAGACGAUUAUGGCUGACGCACACACGGAGGCAACGGAAAUGCAGGACUGUGAUAAAUCAUCCGCGCCGGCCCAGUGCCGAGAAGCGCUGCUGAAGAAGCAGGAUGACAAGUUCUUGAAGCAAGCCGAUACUGCUGCAGACAACCUUGCGGAGAAGGAGGUCUCAUUUGUCCACCUGGUCACGAAGCUUGGCGCAAAAGUCCCCCAUGACCAUCUUUCCGAGUUGAGUGAGAUGCAGAGGCGUGAAAACACUUGGGCCGCCCUGCAACUCGUGGAUAACCAGACAGCAUGGGAGGAGUUGAAGCAAGCAGCACGUCGACAUGAUGCGUCAUCAGCGCUUCAGAAUGGGGUAGCAUCAAGGGCACAGUCCCUGGAAUCGCAGUUGGAGGCGGGUACCAACCCCGUCGUUAUUGCCAUCAUCGUCAUCGUCAUCGCAGUCAUUGCUGUGCUGUUCAUGACAGCCGCGAUUCUGAUUCCCAUCCUCUUGAUCUUUCUUGGCCUUAUGGUGGUUGGCGCUAGUAAGUGUCUUCGCCGCUAA
Messenger RNA from Symbiodinium pilosum, 1062 nucleotides. NCBI's taxonomy places the organism in Eukaryota, Dinophyceae, Suessiales, Symbiodiniaceae. The record is from the annotation of a GenBank genome assembly.